UCCGAGUCUGUACAGAGAGUUCUGAUUCUGAACCACGAACAUGGAGUGCUUCCCUGAAACGGCGUCGUCCUCUCCUUCUUCCCCAACAAAACUACAAUGUGGGAAUAAAGUUUCAGACAAGGUUUUCUCGCUUUACAAGUCUCUUCCAAAGAAAGGAAAGCCUCAAGGUCGCGAAGUUACCGUCUUAGCUGCGUUUCUCAUCUCAUCCCCUUCUCAAGAAUUGGAAGUUGUAGCACUUGGAACCGGAACGAAAUGUCUUGGGCGAUCGCGCUUGACCUCCCAUGGUGAUGUAGUCAACGACUCUCACGCAGAAAUCGUUGCACGGAGAUCUUUGUUAAGGUACUUUUAUACGCAGAUUCAGCGAAAUUCUGAAAUUUACAGUAAACAAAAACUUGGUGAUGGAAACAAACAGUGUGAAGGUGAUGAUGAUGAAAACAUGGUUUUGGAACUGGACCAAGAUAAUACGAGGAGAAGAAAAUACAGAAUGAAGAAGGGUUGGCAAUUACACAUGUAUAUAUCACAGCUUCCAUGUGGGGAUGCUUCGGCUAGUUCACAAUUUGCACCUGAGAAGAAUGUUUUACCAAGAGAAUGCGGUUUUCAGCCAUCUUGUGCUGAGCUCAAGGAUUCCAUGAAUGGGGAGGCUCCAAUAAAGAUUUUCGGGGGUGAUGCUUCAGAACUUGGUAACUCGGUCCAAAGAAAACCUGGUCGAGGCAAUACAACAUUAUCCGUCAGCUGCUCUGACAAGAUAUGUCGUUGGAAUUUUGUUGGAGUUCAAGGAGCUUUGCUUUCUCACUUUCUGCAACCCGUUUACCUCUCUUCCAUUACUGUUGGUCAAUCUAACUAUUCUGGAGAGAUUAUUGUGGAGGAUUGCUUGAGGAAGGCUUUAUAUGAUCGAAUUCGACCAUUGUUGAAUGAGCUGACGAGUCCCUUUCAAGUGAACCAGCCACUAUUCUGGGCAGCUCCAAUACCACCGAAGGAGUUUCAACAUGCGGAAACUGCUUCAAUCACUUUAACAUGCGGAUAUUCGAUAUGUUGGAAUAAGUCUGGCUUGCAUGAAGUCAUUCUCGGAACAACAGGAAGAAAGCAAGGCACAUCUUCCAAAGGGGCAUUGUCUCCAUCCACUGAGUCUUCUUUAUGCAAAAAGCGGUUAUUGGAAAUUUUCUUGUCUCUGAGAUUCGAAUUACCUCCUGAAAACCGAGAAGAUGAUAUUUCUUAUCAAGAACUCAAGGAAAGAGCAGAAGAGUACAAUUUCAGCUCAAAAAUUCUGAAAGGAAGACCACCUUUCAGUAAUUGGCCGUUGAAACCUCUAAACUACGAUGUCUUCGCUGUUUUGAAAUAAUGCCCUUGAUUAACGUCUACGAUGGAUACUAAUGAUGCUUCGUCUCACGACAUUGCCAUUGACACCGAUGAACCACUGUUCCGCCAGCCCCUCCCGCUCCCACUGUUCCUGCUCAGGCGGUCUCAGCAAUUCUCAUGAUUCUUGCGUGGAAUCCAUUGUCUAACUCCUUAACUUCUUCUCUUACUUUGAAACUUGACAGAAUUAAUUUUCUUGCCUAGAAAUCCCAAGUUGUUCCCACUGUUAUAGGGCAUGCUCUUGAUGAGUUCCUAUUCAGUAAUGUUUCUCCCCCAUUGAAGCUCCUCUCUGGAGAAACGAAUCCUGCCUACACUCAAUGGAAGCGAAAGGAUCAGCUCCUCCUUUCUUGGAUACGUUCCUCAAUGACCGAAGGGAUUCUUGGCACGGUGGCUUCUUACACGACCUCUUACUCGAUGUGGAAGGCUCUUGAGCAAAAAUUCUUGAGUCAAUCGAAAGCAAGAUUGUUACAACUCAAAUCACAACUUUCCAACAUUCAAAAAGGUAACUCAAUCAUCUCUGAUUACAUUGAUUAAAUUAAAUCCAUCGGUGAUUCUUUGGCUAUAGUUGGUCAUCCUGUAAGUGAUUUUGAUCUUGCUAUGCAACUCCUCAAUGGUCUGGGAUCGGAGUUCGAUCCAGUUGUUUCUGGCAUCACAUCCUGUAGUGAUACGCUAAGUCUUGAAGAAGUGCAGGCUUUGCUCAUGUCCAAUGAAACUCAUCUUGAGCGCCACCACUCCAUGAAUGAUCUCUCUGCCAAAAUGCCUGCCAAUUUGACUUUUGGUUCAUCAAGAAAUAGGGGUUUCAGAUCUUACUCCAAUCAAGGUCGUGGCACUACUUCUGAUCCCCCUCACUAUACUGCUCGUGGCUACUCUCGUCCUCAGAAUCCUCCCAGUCGACCAUUAUGCCAAGUUUGUAUGAAGUAUGGCCGUACAACUGCCAUUUUGGAGGUUUGAUAAAAAUUGGGUUACUCCUAAGCCGGGAACUACACAACCCCGUGCCUAUAUUGCUGAACACGAAUGCGAUGCUGAUCCACAAGCCUAUGUUGCUCAAUCUGUCCCUGAUUUUGGUGAUAAUGGUGCCUGGUAUGUUGAUACUGGUGCAACAAACCAUGUUGCCUUUGGAAUGGAAAAUCUUGACUCAGCUACUCCAUAUUUGGGUCAAGAGAAACACUACCUAUUGGAAAUGGUAAGAGACUUGUUAUCUCCCAUAUUGGUAAAGCCAAUAUAUCCUCAAGUUCAUCUACUCCUUUACAGUUAAAUUAUGUUCUUAAAGUUCCUUCUAUAACCAAAAAUCUUGUUAGUGUUUCUAAACUUACCAAAGACAAUGAUGUGUUUCUUGAAUUUCACAAAUCUUGUUGUUUUGUCAAGGACAAGCAAACGGGGGCAGUCUUGAUCAAAAGGAAGGUUAAAGAUGGCCUAUACUUGCUAGGAGAUGACAACCCGAAUCUGUCCAUCACCUCCUUACAGUGCCACUUAGUUACCUCUUCUAGUUCUAGCUCUACGUUGUCUAAUUCUUGUACAUCUUCCUGUAGUAGUUUCAAUUCUUGUAUCAAUAAUGUUUCAACAGUUCCUAAAUAUACCAAUUCUACUAUGAAUAAAGUUGACAUUGCACCACAAGUUUUUACUUCCACUCUUUCCUCAGAUGUUAAUCUCUGUCAUUGUAAAUUGGGCCAUCCAACCCCUGCAACUCUAAGCAAGGUCCUAAAACAAAUCAAUAUAUCUACCUCACUUAAGGACCUAAGAUUCUUUAAUGCUUGUCAACAAGGUAAGAGCCAUAAACUACCAUUUCUAUUAUCCUACAUUCGUGCCAGUCAACCUUUAGAGCUUAUCCAUACCGAUCUCUAGGGUCCCUCCUAUAUAUCUUCAAAAAAUAAUUUUCGAUAUUAUAUUCAUUUUUUAGAUGUUUAUAGUCGGUUUACUUGGGUAUUUCCCCUAACUUUAAAAUCUCAAGCCUUUGAAACUUUUCUUCAGUUCAAAAGUCUUGUUGAGAAACAAUUUGGCUUACCAAUAAAAGGAGUGCAAGCAGAUUGGGGUGGUGAGUACCGUCCUUUUGCUCAAUUUUUAAGUGAUCAAGGUAUUAAAUUUCAGCAUCCCUUCCCCCAUACACAUGAGCAACAUGGACAUGCUGAGUGAAAACCCAGGCACAUUACUGAGAUUGGUUCAACAAUCCUUGCACAAUCUGGUUUGGACAUGAGUUACUGGUGGCAUGCCUUUCAAUGUGCUGUCUAUAACAGUUGUUCUUGGUGAUUUGAGUCCAUAUGAGUGUUUGUUUAAUCAAAAACACGAUUAUGGCUUCUUAAAGCCUUUUGGAUGUGCUUGUUUUCCACAUCUUCGCCCAUACAAUAAUCACAAACUUCAAUACCGAUCUGAACAGUUUAUCUUUUUGGGAUACUCCCUAAGGCACAAGGGAUACAUGUGUGAAAACAAGGAUGGCAGACUCUUCAUUGCUCGAAAUGUGGUUUUUCUUAUCCUCAGUGUUUUCCUUCAGCUCAAUUUAAUACAACUUCUCUGCUUAAUGUUACUACUUUUGUUGAUGUGUCCCCUAUUGUUGAUGCGACCAUUUUUUCUCGAGCACUUGUCAUCUCUCCCCACAUUGCUUCAGCUGUCUCUCUAGAGGUCCAGGUUUCUCCACAAAAUAAAUCUCUUCCAGCUUCCUCAGCUCCACAUGUUGACUAUGUUGCACAAUCGGGUUCUGUUCCAUCAGCUCAGCAUGUUGUCCCUCCAACCAUCUCCGUUACAGCUACAUCAAAUGCCUCUGACCAUCCUGCAAAUGUCUUAUUGGAACCUCCUCUUCCAGCUACUGCUUCAAUUAGGACUCAUGCUAUGAAAACUAGAUCGUGUAGUGGAGUAUACAAGUCGAAGGCUUACCUUGCUACCAAGCAUCCUUUGGCUGAAUCUCUUCUUCCCACUUAAUCGAAGUCCACUCGUACUGCUCUUCAACAUCCUCAUUGGUUAGACUCCAUGCAGAAGGAAUAUGAUGCUCUUAUUCACAUAGGGACAUGGACUUUAGUUCCUUACACUAAUGAUAUGCACGUCAUAGGCAACAAAUGGGUGUACAGAGUUAAGUUGAAAGCUAAUGGAACCUCAGAAAAGUUCAAGUCCCGACUUGUUGCUAAAUGAUAUCUCCAAACACCAGGGAUAGACUAUGAGGAUACAUUCAGCCCUGUAGUUAAACCAACUAUGGUCCGUUUAGCUCUAGCUUUGACAGUAUCAUCCAAUUGGGAGGUGAGGCAGUUUGAUGUUGGAAAUGCCAUUCUAAAUGGGACCUCGAAUGAGACUGUUUUACAUGUGUCAGCCCCAAGGUUUUGUUUAUCCCAACAAACCAACUCAUGUUUGUAAACUAAAUAAGGCAAUCUAUGGUCGUAAGCAGGCUCCUAGAACAUGGAAUGAAAAGCUCAAAACUACUCUUUCAGGCAUCUAAAGCUGACACUUCACUCUUUGUUUAUGGGUCCUCUUCUACUUUGGUCAUUGUACUAGUCUAUAUAGAUGACAUAUUAAUCACAGGGCCUAACCAGCCACUGAUUAAGACACUUGUGGCUGAUUUGAAUCA
Messenger RNA from Humulus lupulus (European hop), 4900 nucleotides. RefSeq names its product tRNA-specific adenosine deaminase TAD1. The coding region runs from base 41 to 1339 and encodes 432 amino acids. Gene Ontology annotation, biological process: adenosine to inosine editing; RNA processing. NCBI's taxonomy places the organism in Eukaryota, Viridiplantae, Streptophyta, Magnoliopsida, Rosales, Cannabaceae. The transcript is spliced from 11 exons. Gene Ontology annotation, molecular function: double-stranded RNA adenosine deaminase activity; tRNA-specific adenosine deaminase activity; double-stranded RNA binding. The record is from RefSeq and is a predicted model, not a curated record. Gene Ontology annotation, cellular component: nucleolus; cytoplasm.